AUGGCGCCUUCUCUUGUCGAUUCAUACGGCUACAAGUUCCGCCAGACGGAGCUUCACAUGUCAGCCGAGCAACUUGACCCGUUGAAGGACAAGUUCGAUGAAGUGGGGUCAGAUGCUCUCACAGCUCUGGAUGGCAUGUUCCCUCCCCCUCCGCCUCGGGCUGGGUGGUACGCCAAGGGGAAGCAGGAAGAUCCCCAGCCUGACCGCGAUACUUACGCCCUGCUUCGUGACCAUCCCGAGAAGGAUGCGAGGCUCCUGAAGCUUUGGGACGAAGUCAACGCCGUGCUUGAGUGCAUUAACUGGGACCAGAUCAAGCGGGGGCAGGAUGUCUUCUACCGCUAUGCACCCGCUGCAACCUUGGUUCGCACUGGUGGCCACUCCGCCAAAGUUGCCAAGAACAGACUUUUCGAGACAUUCCAGCUCCUUCUUCAAGUCACAAAAUCCCUUGAAGAUAUCAAGCCCGGAGGUGAAGGCUUCGCAUCAGCCGUUCGCGUCAGGCUACUUCACGCCGCUGUACGAAGCCGAAUUUUCAAGCUCAACGCGCAGCGUCCCGGAUACUUUGACGUCGACAAAUACGGCGUCCCUAUCAACGAGCUCGACUCGAUGCAAUCCGUGUGCGCGUUCUCCACCAACCUAGUCUGGCUGGCUUUGCCGCGCCAGGGUAUCUAUGUCCGUCAUCAAGAAGCUUUGGAUUACCUCGUUCUAUGGCGAUGGGUUGGAUACAUCCUAGGAACUCCCCACUGGAUCUUAGAAACACCCGAGUGUGCACUAGCAUCCAUGGAGUCACUUUUGAAAGCCUGCCUUGCCCCGAGCAAGAACUCUCGAGCUUUAGCCAACAACUUGGUCAUUGCUUUGGACGGCGUUCUUCCUAUCCAUGAGCCAAAAGAGUUUUUCGAGGCUGGAACGCGCUUCAUCAACGGUGAUGAGAUGUGUGAUGAUGUUGGGCUUGGGAAACCCGGUCUGUACUGGGAUGCCGUUAUCAGAGGUAUCAUCUGGACUCUGAUGGUGAUCACUUAUAUGUCGCGCUCUAUCCCUGCUUGGGAUAGAUGGCAGAUCAAGACAUUCCGAGCUCUGUUCUGGGACUACAUCGUAGAGAACAAGGAUACCCUAAAGGGAGGGUACAAAUAUGAGUUUAAAUACGUGCCGCACCAUGAUGCGAAGACUGGCGCUGAGACUGCAGAUGGGCCACGGCUAAAGAAUGGUAUUGGCCAUUUGGAAAUCUUUGGCCUUGUUGGCAUGUGCGUUUCACGCAGCCUGCUCGAGCCCUCCUCUUCACUUUCACAAUACAUCAAGUGUGGUUCAAGACAGCCUGGUGCUGGUAAAAUACGGGACACCCUUACAGAUACUGAAGAAUGA
This is a messenger RNA of Colletotrichum phormii, 1356 nucleotides long. RefSeq lists its product as uncharacterized. Gene Ontology annotation, molecular function: oxidoreductase activity. The transcript is spliced from 4 exons. Bases 1 to 1356 code for a protein of 451 amino acids. The record is from RefSeq and is a predicted model, not a curated record. Lineage: Eukaryota; Fungi; Ascomycota; Sordariomycetes; Glomerellales; Glomerellaceae.